Molecule: messenger RNA, 3818 nt
Organism: Thamnophis sirtalis
Lineage: Eukaryota; Metazoa; Chordata; Lepidosauria; Squamata; Natricidae
Gene: GPR75
Product: G protein-coupled receptor 75
Biological process (GO): G protein-coupled receptor signaling pathway
Cellular component (GO): plasma membrane
Molecular function (GO): C-C chemokine receptor activity
Source: RefSeq, a predicted model, not a curated record
CGCGGCGAGGCUUGCCGGGCUUGCAACGCCGACCUCGCUCCCUCCUUUUCUUCGGGCCCAAACGCAGGAAGGAGACGGUGGAGGGGGUCGAGCCGCUCCCUCCCGCCGACGAUGACUUCACCCUCCCCCAGCCGCAGCCCCGACUGCGACUGCCUUCUGCCCCCGGUGCGGACGGACGCGCAAGGCGCGUGGUCCCGGCUGCCUCCACGGAGCCCGCGCUUGGUAAGGACAAGCCGGUCCGCUGACUGACUGAGGGCUUCGUUCCGGCGGGUCGGUCGGUGGGUGGAGUGCGAGCGCCUACGGCGCCCUAGACUGGACGGCGAAGAAGGCCGUUUACUACCUCGAUGCGCACCUGAGCCCGCGCGGCUAAACUCGAGCGAUCCUACCGCAUUCGAAAAUUGCCAGCCCUUCUGAUUAGGCCCCUUGCUUUUCUUAUGAGCAAUACAGAAGAGAAGGACGGACGAAGAACAAGAAAGAAGGUUAUUAUUACCUUCUUUCUCAAACUCUCAAAAGGACGGAAAGGUCUCACCAAGUAUGCACCUCAAACGACCAAUGCCAAGUUCACAAUUUUGAAGGACAGCAGCAGGUUACUUUCUGUGAUGAUGAACCUGACGGAGUGGGCUGAAACAAAAUGGACAGAUCACUCAAAUUCCUCAACACAACUGCCUUCACCAUCUUGGGGCAGCAAUGACUCCUUUCCUUUCCAAGGGGAUCUCCAGGAGAUAAUCCACACAGCCACUUUAGUUACAUGUACCUUCCUGCUGGGCGUCAUUUUCUGCUUAGGUUCUUAUGGCAACCUUAUUGUUUUUUUGUCCUUCUUUGACCCAGCUUUCCGGAAGUUCAGGACCAACUUUGAUUUUAUGAUCCUCAAUCUGUCUUUCUGUGACCUUUUCAUCUGUGGAGUGACUGCCCCCAUGUUCACCUUUGCUCUCUUUUUGGAUUCUGCAGCUGGCAUCCCUGAUGCUUUCUGUUUUACCUUCCACCUUACCAGCUCUGGGUUUAUCAUCAUGUCCCUCAAGACAGUGGCUGUUAUUGCCCUUCACCGAUUAAGCAUGGUGUUAGGGAAGCAACCCAAUCGGACUGCCUCCUUCCCUUGCACUCUACUGCUUACCCUGCUCCUCUGGGCUACAAGCUUUACUCUGGCCACUCUAGCCACCAUGAGGACCCAUAAAUCUCGUCUUUGCCUUCCUAUUUCCAGCCUGAUCAGUGGUGAGGGAAAGAUCAUCCCUUACUUGUAUGUUAUUGACUUCAUCUGCUGUGUGACAGUGGUUUCAGUUUCUUAUAUCAUGAUAGCACAAGCCUUGAGGAAAAAUGCCCAAGUGAGAAAAUGCCCCCCCAUCAUCACAGUUGAUGCCUCCAGGCCUCAUCCUUUUGUUGGAACACUUGCUACUGGUUGUGCUGAUGGGGUACAGUGCACUAUGCCAGCUCUGUAUAGAAAUCAAAACUAUAACAAGCUGCAACACAUCCAAACACAUGCAUACAUGAAGAACUUUGGCCAGCUCUCCGCAUCUGCAGCCAGCAGAUUCCAAUUGGUGUCCAUGAUUAAUUUGUCCACAGCCAAGGACUCUAGAGCUGUGGUGACUUGCAUUGUUAUUGUUCUUUCUGUUUUAGUUUGCUGCCUUCCACUGGGCAUAUCUUUGAUACAGGAUGUUUUGUCCAAGAACAAUGAUAUUGUGCUUUAUCAAUUUGAGUUGUGUGGAUUUACGCUGUUUUUUUUAAAGUCUGGAUUGAAUCCUUUUAUAUAUUCCCGUAACAGUGCUGGUUUAAGAAGGAGGGUCCUUUGGUUUAUACAGUACUUGGCCUUUGUUUUUUUCUGUUGUAAACAGAAAACACGGCUUCAAGCUGUGGGCAAAGGGGGCCUGGAGGCCAACAGAAAUAAAUCAUCUCAUCAUGAGACCAACUCAGCUUAUAUGUUAUCUCCAAAGCCUCAGAAAAAGUUUGUGGACCAAGCGUGUGGCCCUAGUCGCUCUAAAGAAAGUGUACUGAGUCCUAAGGCUUCUGUUGGCCAUUAUUAUGGAGGAGGGCAGAGUAGUUCCACUCCCAUGAAUACCCGCAUUGAACCUUAUUAUAGCAUUUAUAACAGCUGCCCUUCUCAGGAAGUAAGCACUCCCAACAGCUUGCAACCAACAAACUCGCCAUUCAGAUAUGCCAACUCCUACAUUGCCAUGCAUUAUCACCCAACAAAUGACUUGGUGCGAGAUUAUGACAGUACUUUUGCUAAGCAGAUACCAGUGCCCUCGGUGUAGCUGGUGGGAGCCAGCAGUGCCCAAUGUUCUACCAUAAUGGUGGCUAUCCUAUCUUGGCAAGUUGUGCCAUGAGUCAUCCAUAUUAUAUUGUAUCACUAUUGCAUGUGCAUGAAUGUUCAGCUCCUCCAUGUGUUAUGUUGGCUUUGCUUCAGUCAGGCAGCAGCCGGGCUAAGAAAGAUAGGACUGCAAGCUUCAUGGCUUAGCCAGGCUUCUAAGUUCUGUAUGUGUCUUGCAAAUUACUGUCCCAUAUUCUGCACAUUUCAUUAGUAGUGUUUCUCCUUUUUAAAGAUUUCUGAGUGUCUACAGUAUUAUAACACCCAGAAGAUUUUUUUUCAACUCCAACAAAUAUCAUUUUUAAAAAAAAGUCUGCUACCACAAAUCACCGCUGUUUUAUGUUUUAUAAUUUAAUCAGGUUUUGCUUGUUUAUAUAGCGAGUGCUUGAAAAUGUAGGUUUUACAAAGUUGCUUUUUAAAACAUUUCUACUAAGAGUUAUGUCUAUUAUUAAUUUAGCAUGGAACAUAUUUUUGCAGAAGACAGUUAUGUUAAUUAUGUACAAAGAUAAAAGUAAGUUAUUAAAUCUAGUAUCCAGUUCAGAGUUGUGCGAUUUCUUUUGUGAUUCCCUCUCAUUCUAUUGACAUUUGCUUAGCUGAUCACUUUUAACUUUUUCAAAAACAGAAACUGAAUCAAAGCCAAUGUAGAUGGAGUACUGGGAGAUAUAAUAUUGUCUCACAAUAAAUUAUUUUUUUUGUUUAUGCCACUAAACUUUUCAUUACUUUGAAUAACUGCAGCCCUUCUCAGUCUUAGGUCUUUUCCUACUACAAUGACAUUUAAGACUCUUAAGGCAUGUAAGAUACUUCUUGGCAAUAUUUUUUUUCCUGUUCUGUCUUCAUGAUGUUGCCUUCAUCUCAUCUCUAUGUACCUUAAAACUAAAACCAUUCUUAGCAGUUGUUCCAGUAUUAGUUUACUGUUUUUCCUUCAAGCAGGCAAACCAUGGCAAUUUUGCUAUGGGUGCAAUCUGCUGGGCUUUAUUUUAUUGAUAUCAGAGUAAGAUGAAUGCUAAUGGGUUGGGAUAGCCAGUUUAGACUAUUGCUGGCACUCUUUCAGUUCCUGGACAAUCUCCUACAGAAGCAAUCUGCUUCAGUUAUCAUCUUAAAAUCUCAAGUAGCUACAAAGCAACUAAACUGAAGCAACAAUAGUGGGCUGCAUUGGCAAAUGAGCAAGAAAAAUAUCCCCCCAGUUUCAUUUCAGUCAAAGUUCCAGUGACUUUCAGCUUUUCAGUAUGGGUUUAGCCCUUUUGUAACAGCAUUAAACCUAUCCCCAAAGGAACCAAAAAACGUUACCUACCAGUCAGGUUGGUUUUGGUCAUGAGUUAAAUAUUAUUCCAGAAUACCACACUAGUCAAAACAGUUGUACAAAAACAAAGCAAGACUUUAGAGAUGCCUAAACCAGUGGGUUUCAUCUCUUAAAAUUUGUCUGCUCCCCAUGCUAUGUUAGAAAUAUGUGAUAGAUACAAUACAAUACAAUAGCAGAGUUGGAAGGGACCUUGGAGGUCUUCUAGUCCAACUCCCUGCC